AUGGCGGAGCUGCUGGCGUCCCCCGGUCGGCAGCGCGACGGGCAUUUCAGCCUGCGCAGCCGGAUACAGGAGCUGUGGCAGCAGCGGGAGGAGGAGGAGGAGAAGAAACGCCGGGAGAAUGCGGAAGGCGGAGCUAAAGACGCGGCGGGGAAGACGGCGGCGGGAGAGAGCGGCGACGCGGAGCAGGCGGCGCUGAACUGGGCGUUUGAGAAGCUUCCCGUGUCGCUCUUCCCUCCCGUGGCUUCCGGACAAGUGAUCGAGGUGGCGUCGGACGCGAGCGUGGCGGACGCGAUUCACCUGCUGUCGCGGCACGGCAUCCUCUCCGCGCCCGUGCGCAACGUCGACGCGCCCGCCGACAGCAGCUGGAUCGACCGCUACCUCGGCCUGCUCGACUUCGCCGGCAUCGUGCUCUGGGUGCUGGGCCGCGCAUCGCAGAUGAAAGCCCGAGAAAGAGCAGAGAAGGGGGAGGGCAGGGGAGACGACGCAGGCGGGGGCACAGCAGAAGAAACGGAAGGGGGGGCAAAGGGGGCGGCAGUGACGGCGGAGGCAGUGGCGGUGGCAGCAGCAGUGGGCAGCGGCAUUGGCGAGCGGGGCCUUCCCCCUGCCGGCAGCUUGGGCGGAGACUUUUUCUCGCUGCUGCUGAAAGCAGACGAGUUUCAGAACACCAAGGUCUCAGACGUGGCCGGAUCCUUCCGGUGGGCGCCAUUCCUCCCAGUAACCCCCGACGACUCGCUCCUAACGCUCCUCCUCCUGGUCUCCAAGUACCGCGUGCGGUCGGUGCCAGUGGUGGAGGCGGGGCAGCCGGCGGUGCUGAACCUGGUGACGCAGAGCAGCGUGGUGGAGGUGCUCGCUGACUGCCACGGGCUGCCCUGGUUCGACCGCCUUGCAGACCGGCCCAUUUGCGACCUCGGCCUGCCUACUUUGCCUGGGGAUAAAGUCGUUGUGGUGGAGGACGAUGCACCGGUGCUGGAGCCGUUUCGGCGCAUGCUGGCAGCGGGGGUGGGGGGCGUGCCGGUGGUGGCGAAGGGCACGCGGCAGGUGGUGGGCAGCAUCAGCGUGCGCGACAUCCAGCUGCUGCUCGUCGCUCCCCAGCUCUUCCACGACUGCAGGUCGCUGACAGUGGCACAGUUUCUGGAGAUAGCCAAGGGGCGCGGAUCCUCAACCGGCCUCAUCUCCCCGGCAGCCAUCCCGCCCACGCGCUGCCGAGCCAACACGCCCCUGCGCCGCGUGAUGCACGCGCUGCAGGCAGCGCGCGUGCACCGCGUGUACGUUACAGACGAGGUGGGCGAGCUGCAGGGCGUGGUGACGCUGAGGGACAUCAUUGGGAAGUUUGUGGUGGAGCCUCCAGACUACUUUGGGGAUUUCUUCGGCGGGGUGGUGCCUGAUGUGCAUCCCACGGCGUCCGCUCCCAUGUGGCUGCAUGCGGACUGGGAUAUUGGGGGCGGGUGGUAA
Molecule: messenger RNA, 1452 nt
Organism: Closterium sp. Yama58-4
Lineage: Eukaryota; Viridiplantae; Streptophyta; Zygnematophyceae; Desmidiales; Closteriaceae
Source: the annotation of a GenBank genome assembly